AGUAUAUUUUGUGUUUGUGACAUGGUUAGUGGUAUUUAUCCAAAAUUGAAAUAGUGAAAGGGUAUUUAUGAAGUUUCUUGGGGCGAACACCGCCAACUUAAGUGAAGAAGAAGAAGAAAUAGGGCAUUCAAUUCAUUCAGAAGAAAAUUCUCGAAGGGUUUUGUCACUCUCAACACCACUCCCAUACGCCAUUUAAUCCAUGGCAACCUCUUUCGCGGAGAAAUCAGAAGACGAUCUUCGCAAGGAGAUCGAUGAACUUCAGCGCCAGCAACGCGAGAUUACCGACCGCCUUCGGGAUCCUCGGGGGCUUCGCCGCGGACGCUUGCCUACCGCUGCUCCUCGUAACUUUGCCGCCAAUGGAGCUCGUCAGCGAGCUUUCACCCGGCCUGCUGAUAGGACUGAGCUAGAAGACGAACCUCCUGCAAAAAGACGACUUUCAUCAGCUGUUGUGAAGGUAGAAGAUGGAGAGAUCGUUGAGGAUGCCCAAGCAAAUGAGGAUGUGAAUGAAGAUGAUUCGGUCAUGGAAGCAACUGAUGGGAGUUUGCAGCAGAGUGGUUGGUCUAGGAGAGAUGGCAAUCAAAGACCAAUGAGGAAGGAUUUUGAUAUCCCGAGCAAUGAGCAUGUUCCGAGGGUAUUGCCUAAGAAUGAAGAUCCAAGCUUGGUUAGUAGGAAUAAAAGAAUGCUGGGGCAGCUUCUAGGAACUCUGGAGAAAUUCAGGAAAGAAGACAAGCAACUUUCAGGAACUGAGGCAUUUAUGCGGAGAUCGACUUCCUUACAAAGAGCCGAGCAAAGAGCACGUGAAGAAAGUGAAAGACUUAGGCAGCAAGAGCGUGAAAGAAUUGCUGAAAAGCGUAGGAGAGAUCUGACUCUGCGGGCACGUGUUUCUGCCAAGACAGAAGAGAAGAAGUUGGAAUUGCUGUAUCUUCGGUGGAGUGAGCACCAUAAAAAACUUUGCAAUUUCAUAAGGACUAAGACUGAGCCUCCAAUUUAUUAUUUGCCAAAGAAGCCACUGGAGGCUGAUGCAAAUGAAGCUGAGCAGCGGAAAGAACAGGCAUUUGAAGAAUGGAAGGCUUCUAGGAGAGAGGAACUGACCGAAUACCAGAAAGAGAUUGGGGAGCAAUAUCUUGCCAAUGUUGAGAAAGAGUUGGAGAGGUGGCAAAAUGCAAGGAAUAGGAAAGCAAAUAAUGAUGUGCUGAACUUGCAGGAAACAAUGGACAAAGAAUUGGACACCCAUAGACUUGAGCAUGGUCCCAAGAAAAGAACGAUUCCGAGCGAAAGCAACAACGAAGAGGAAGAUGACGUGGAGGACAUGAAUGGGGAGGAUGACAUGAUGGAUGAUGUGCUAGAUGUGGACGACAACACUCGAAGGGGUGAAGAAACAAUUAGGACAGAUGCUGCCGAUAACGCCAGCCCAAAUGCAGAUAAAAUUGAGUAGUGACAGUUAUUACAAUCUUCUUAAUGGCCUCUUUCUUUUUUGUUCUUGUUUUAUUUUGGCUGAUUAUUUGUAGUUGGUGGCUCAUAUAUGUGUUUGUUGUAGGCAUUUUUUUCUACUUGGUUCUAAUGCUUUUUACACCUCCAGUUCUUGAUCUUUUAGGAUCAAAUGUAUUUUUCUUUUUAAGCCUUCAAUCGUUUUACUUACUCUGUAGGACAGGUAAAAUUUGCUGUUUUAUUAAAUAGACUUUGCGCA
Cannabis sativa is the source of this 1687-nucleotide messenger RNA. RefSeq lists its product as uncharacterized. Lineage: Eukaryota; Viridiplantae; Streptophyta; Magnoliopsida; Rosales; Cannabaceae. Gene Ontology annotation, cellular component: catalytic step 2 spliceosome. The record is from RefSeq and is a predicted model, not a curated record. The transcript is spliced from 10 exons. Bases 200 to 1435 code for a protein of 411 amino acids.